GGUGAACCUCGUCGUCUUGCACCUCAGCUUCAACGUCCACCCGUCCACCCGUCCACCCACUGCGCCUACCCCAGCCGAUGCCGCUCACCGCGUGGGAAUAAAAAAAGAAAAAAAGACGAGAUCGAUCGAACCGAACGCCGCCCCCGACGACGGCUUUUGCCAACGAGCUAAAUCCACCCGGACUGCCCUGAGUCCUCCCCCCGGCGCCGGCGCAAUGUGGUUCACUCGCUAUUUGUCGGCCUUGUGCCUCGCGACGACGUCGCUGGCGGCCGUGUCCGUCGACGACGAGGGCCAGGUCAAGAGCAUAGGGCUGAGGACACAUACUCUCAACCAGCCGUACCUCGAUUCCGAUAUGCAGAGCAGGUGGUAUGAUUUUGGAGGAGAUACCAUCAUCCGGACCGACCAAUACAUCCGGCUCACCUCGGACAGGCCGUCGCAAACGGGCCACUUGUGGUCCCGGGUGCCGCUCACGGCGACGAACUGGGAGGUGGAGGUGGAGUUCAAGAUCCACGGCAAGCACCAGCUGUACGGCGACGGCUUCGCCAUGUGGAUCACCAAGCAGCGCACGGAGCAGGGCCCCGUGUUCGGCAGCGUCGACAAGUUCGACGGGCUCGGCAUCUUCUUCGACACGUACAAGAACAACCGACCGGGCGUGGUGUUCCCCUACGUCAUGGCCAUGAUUGGCGACGGGCAAAAGACGUACGACAAGGACACGGACGGCAAGUCGACCGAGUUCGCGGGCUGCUCGGCGCGCGGGAUCCGGCACGCGAGCGUGCCGACCAAGCUGCGCCUAACGUACUUCCAGGACAAGUACCUGAAGCUGGAGCUGCACUACAAGUCCGAGGGCGAGUGGACCAUGUGCUUCGAGACCAACGAGCCGCCCACAAUCCCGCAGGUGGCCUACCUGGGCUUCACGGCCGAGACGGGCGAGUUGACCGACAACCACGACAUCAUCUCCGUCGCCGCCAAGAACAUGUACACGGAGCCCAGCAAGAAGGGCAAGAACACGCCCGGCAGCAGCGGGGCCAAGAAGGGCGCGAGCAAGAUGGCCAAGGAGCAGGCCAAGAAUGAGGGCGGCAGCUGGUCGUGGUUCUUCAUCAAGAUCUUCCUCUUCGUCAUCGUCGUCGGAGGCGCUUACGCCAUCUUCACGGCCUGGAGGACGAACAAGCGGUCGCACCGAUUCUGAGCCGAACCGGGGGCUCCUGGCGAGGCGGGUUCGAAGGGGCGGGGGGGCAGGGCAUGUAGCUGGCGCAUCAACAGUUGCACCGGCCUACCUAGAUAUCAGAGGCGCAGGGCGGGCGGCAUGCCUGCGAGGGGCGGGCAUGGGUUCGGUCCGUGCGGAGUCGGUUUAAAAUUCCUCGCCUGACGAGAGGACCUUUGUCUGGAGGUUAACGAGAUAACGACUGUCGAAGUGUGUAUAAAUAAAUGUUCCCGACGUGGGCGGUGGUUUGGAUGCGCUCGCCGACUCCAGCGUUUUUUUCCUCCGUUCUUCUUUUGUUCUUGCAUAUGUAUGUCGAUGUACUUGGCAUAGGCACUUUGUCGGCGCAUGUACAUACAACAUACGGGGUCAGUGUCGUGUUGAACUCUAAUAUCUGGCAGGUCCUAAUCUCGGCCUCCUUUUGCGCAGGACAGAAUGAGGCGUGGCCAAGCACGAUGGGUUACCCCAGCAUGGCGAGGGAAACAGUCUGACACCUGGAACUAAAGCCGAAGGGAGUACACGGGGAUGUUGUAUGAGUUUCGUGCCACGACCAAGUCGUAGGUAGACGGUUUGUGUCGCAACCUUCAUGCCACAGACGCGCGCAUCGCCAUCAUGAACCGGGACGGUGUGCGGUG
Messenger RNA from Gaeumannomyces tritici R3-111a-1, 1833 nucleotides. Its product is annotated as vesicular integral-membrane protein VIP36. Gene Ontology annotation, cellular component: Golgi membrane; endoplasmic reticulum-Golgi intermediate compartment; COPII-coated ER to Golgi transport vesicle. Gene Ontology annotation, molecular function: D-mannose binding. The transcript is spliced from 4 exons. Lineage: Eukaryota; Fungi; Ascomycota; Sordariomycetes; Magnaporthales; Magnaporthaceae. Bases 215 to 1186 code for a protein of 323 amino acids. Gene Ontology annotation, biological process: endoplasmic reticulum organization; endoplasmic reticulum to Golgi vesicle-mediated transport; Golgi organization. The record is from RefSeq and is a predicted model, not a curated record.